CCGCGCACACACAUCGCUGAGUGUUAUUGCCAAACAAUGCCGCGGGUGGGAUGAGAGAGGAGGAGGGCUCCUUCCCUCAAGGCCCACGCGGCUCCCCUCCGUCUCGAUAGUCUCCCGACGCGCCUGAGAAAACCUUUGCCCCGUUCACCGGAGCCCGAAGGCAAUUCGGAGCGGGGUUUUCGAGCGGUAGGAGAUGUGAAUUUUAAUGGCAGUGAGUGCGGUGGUGGUGGUGGUGGCGGUGGUGAUGAUGACAAUAAUAGCAGCAGUAGCAGCAGCAGCAGCAAAGCGAAGACAUUGACAAUAUCAGCAGCAGCAUCGGCAGUUAUGGGUAAAAAACACAAGAAACACAAAUCGGAGAGACGCGACUACAAAGCCGGUCUGUGUGAGGCCGCAGAGCGGACGGACAAACCGCUCCGCCUCGUGCUCAAGGUGGUGGGCGCCACGGUGGCAUCUCUGACCACCAGCUCGCCGGCCGCACCCGCAUCCACCACCGCCGCCGCCGCCACCACAACCACAACAGCCUCGAGCGUGACCACCGCCGCGAACACCGACGCCGCCAACACAACCGCCACCGCCGCCACGGCGCACGAGCCGCCGGUGCGCCAGCCCCCAGUCUCCGCCGCCGCCGCCGUAACCAUCGCAGCCGUCGCCAAGACCGGGCCCUCGCCUUCGCUUGGCUCGACUGACGGGCCGCAACCGGAGCCGGACGCCGAGCCGGAUCGGAACGCAGACUCGGAGCGGCACCGCGAGCGCCGGAAAAAAAAGAAGAAGAAAUCGGAGAAGGAGAGGGAGCGCCGGCCCGGUGAUGAGGAGCGCCGGCGCAGGAAGGUGGAGAAGAAGAAGCAUCGCGAGAAGGAGCAGAGCGGCAGCGACGCGGACGAGGAGUUCUCUCCACCCAAGAAGGUGGAGGUGAAGGCUCCGCCGGUGCCGGAGCGACCCCUGCGAGCCUGCCGCAACAAGGACCAAGGCCAGGAGCUCACACCGCUGCAGCUGUUACUUGAACACCUUUUGCAGCAGCUUCAAAGGAGGGACCCGCACGGAUUUUUCGCGCUGCCUGUGACGGACAUGAUCGCUCCGGGCUACUCCAUGAUCAUCAAGCACCCGAUGGACUUCAGCAGCAUGAAGGACAAGAUCGAACGCAACGCCUACCAGUCGCUCACCGAGUUUAAGGGGGACUUCAAGCUGAUGUGUGACAAUGCGAUGACCUACAACCGCCCGGAGACCGUGUACUACAAGGCAGCCAGAAAGCUCCUGCACACGGGAUUCAAGAUGAUGUGCAAGGAGAAGCUGCUGCUGCUCAAGCGGAGCAUGGUGUUCAUGCACAGCAUGGACCGCUCGCAGGAGGCCGCCAUCUACGGCGAGGGUGGCGGCUGCUCCUCCUCCUCUCCGCUGCUGUUGUUGCUGCCCGGCGGCGGUGGUGGCGCCGGCGCCAACAGCGACCACGGCUCCCUCUCGCCUGCCGAGCGCACCGAGGCCGGCCGGCGAGCACGCAAGUCCGGCAGGGACGCACUGAGCUUCCCCGCGGCGGCGGCGGCGGCCUACACGCCGGAGUCGAGCGCGUGCAGCCUCGCGGGCAGCAGCACGGGGGGCAGCAGCACGGGGGGGGGCAGCAGCACGGGCGAGGAGGACGUCACCGCGCUGGCCGAGCACGCGGCCGACGAGGCGCGCGAGCGCCUGCAGCACGGCCGCCCCCGCAGCAAGAUCGGGUUCCUCCGGCGGGACUGCGGUGGCUCCACGUCGCUGGCGGUCGUCAACCCUUCGGACCCGGACACCGAGGAGGAGGAGAUGUAUCCGGUGAACAUGGGCGUUCUCGUCGGAAAGAUUCAUCCAGGAAUCCCGGUGCCUCCCGGCUUCAGGGACGACCGACGGGGAAAGCUCAGGCCAGUGACGUACCUGAACUACGGCCCCUACAGCGGGCAGCCACCGGUGCCGCCGCCGCCACCGCCGCCGCCCUACGAAGGCCCCCUCGCCGGCCUGCUCGACGGCGCCGCCUCCUCCUCCCAGCUGCUCUACUCCACCUACGGGGACGACGCCGCCGUGCAGUACGCGCUCAGUCUGCAGGAGUUCGCCAAGGGCUGUGGGGAGUACGCGGCGCGUGUGGUGGAUGAUCUUCUCGACGCCCUCACCAGCGGGGAGCACUCACGCACGCUGCGCCUGCUACACGAGAAGCAGCAGCAGCAGAAGGAGAAAGUGGAACAGGUCAUCGUCGCUGCCCUGGCAGAAGAAACGCAGAUAAAGGCCGACCCGGGCGUCAGAAAAGUCUGCCACCCGAGCGCCGUUGAUUUUGCAUCGUUUGAACUGUCGCUGCUUGAGCCGUUUGGCAAGGAGAAGGCUGAAGGGAGCCAACAGGCCAGGCCAACGUCCGCCAUCUUGCAGGAGCCGCAGGUGCCUGGGGCCAACCAUGGCGACGGCCCGGCCGCGGGCCUCGUUGCCGCCCCCGCCGCGGUGGCCGCGGGCGACGUGGCUCCCAAGGCGAAGACGACAACGACGACGAUGACGAAGAUGAUGGUCGCCAUGUCGGCUGCCGGCACCGGGGCCCGGCCGUGCCCCGAGGAGGUGCCACCCCCGAGGCUCGUGCCCCAACCACCACCACCACCGCCGCCACCACCACCUCUCACUCCCUCGCUCGGGUCGCCGUCGCAGCUGAGCGCCAACGAGGUGGAAGACGACGAGAUCGACCGGGAGCUGCGCGAGUUCCUCCAGUCCCCGGGCUCCGACAGCGCCGCGUCGUAGCGGCACCACGCGGGCGGG
Messenger RNA from Lethenteron reissneri (Far Eastern brook lamprey), 2751 nucleotides. RefSeq names its product bromodomain-containing protein 9-like. The record is from RefSeq and is a predicted model, not a curated record. Gene Ontology annotation, biological process: regulation of transcription by RNA polymerase II. Gene Ontology annotation, cellular component: nucleus. NCBI's taxonomy places the organism in Eukaryota, Metazoa, Chordata, Hyperoartia, Petromyzontiformes, Petromyzontidae.